This is a messenger RNA of Halteromyces radiatus, 972 nucleotides long. RefSeq lists its product as uncharacterized. The transcript is spliced from 2 exons. The coding region runs from base 181 to 744 and encodes 187 amino acids. The record is from RefSeq and is a predicted model, not a curated record. NCBI's taxonomy places the organism in Eukaryota, Fungi, Mucoromycota, Mucoromycetes, Mucorales, Cunninghamellaceae.
CUUAUUUCUGUUUUUUAUCACUUAUUUUUUUUCUUCUUCCUUUCUUUUCACUCUUCUCCUUGUUUUCUUUCUUCCUUUCUUUCUUAAACGUUAACAGCUGGUCUGUUUUUUUAUUAUUAUUAUUAUUUUAUACAUAGUUCUGUUUAUAUAUAUACCUUUUAUUCUUCCUUUUUAUUGUACAUGAUGUCUUUUGAUUCUGUGAAUUCCCAAAUGACAAGUCAAUUUAGUCGUCUUCAUCUUCAAGAAACUGGACUUACUCCUGAAAAGAAAUUGACUCGUCUUGAAAUUGAUAAUGCUUAUCUUACUCAACAAAAUGAACAUCUUCAACGAGAAUUAUCAUUUGCACGUUACACUAUUAACGCCCUCAAAACUAUUACUCAACAAAAAGAUACUACACUUCAAGAUACUAGAAUGGAAUUGGAAAGAGCUUAUUUACGUAUUAAAAUGCUGGGCAUAUCUAUGAUGCGUCAACAACAAGAUCUUAUCUAUCAUCAACAACAACAACAACAACAACAGGCUGGUCCAGGUGAUACAAUGAUAGAAGAAGAAAAACCCAUGUUGAUCAUGGAUGCUGAUUCCUCUGAUGAUCAACAAGAACUUUCUGAUGAAGAAGAAACUACUCAACGUCGUCCUUUAUCAAGUAUUAUGACCAAGCUUCCUUUACGUCAACAUCCUGCUAUGGUCUAUGAAAAUCAAUCUCAUCAAUCUUUAUCUAGUCCACCUACUUCCCCUUUGAAUUUGUAAAUAGUUUAUAUAAACAUUCUUCCCCUUUUUAUAUAAAAAAAAAAAAAGAAAAAAAAACUCCUCGUUUAUGUAUUCCUUUUUUUUUCUAUAUAUAUUAUUCUUUAUUGUUAUAGUCGAUCUUGAUCGUACUUUUCUUCUUUUUUAUUGUUAUAAAAUUAUCAACAUAUUUUGAAAUAAAAAAUAAACAAGAUGUCUUUAUUGAUUAAAGACAAUUUUUAAAAAAUGAAA